Protomyces lactucae-debilis is the source of this 1720-nucleotide messenger RNA. RefSeq names its product inhibitor of apoptosis-promoting Bax1-domain-containing protein. The transcript has a single exon. Lineage: Eukaryota; Fungi; Ascomycota; Taphrinomycetes; Taphrinales; Protomycetaceae. Gene Ontology annotation, cellular component: mitochondrial inner membrane. Bases 352 to 1299 code for a protein of 315 amino acids. The record is from RefSeq and is a predicted model, not a curated record.
UAUAGAGAGCUAGAUACACCAGCAGCAACUCAGCUUAGAUGAGUAGUUGAGCUGUUGAUGUACUUUGAGAAGUGGUGGUGAAGGGAUGUGAGCCUGUCGACUGCUGCCCCCGUGUCUUGGUCGCGCUCAGACACAGUUCUUUCUAUGAUCCUGUCUCUAUCAUGCUUCAUCCACACAUACACAUGCCUCAAGUAUUCCCUGGGACGAUAUAGUUCCCCUACUUACCGAUUGAUGCACUCAAGCAGCGAAUUGUGACUGUGGUUCGAGAAGUUUCCGCCGAGCUCGAUUGAAACGUCAUCCAGGCACCAGACCAACUACCUACUCAAACACCUCCAUUGACACACAGCAGCCAUGUUUGCAAGCUCAUCUCGACUCUGUACAAGGUCGCUUAAGCAAGCAGUAGCACCCACGACACUUCUCUCUGCAUUCAAACCACAAAAACAACACACAAAGCGAUUCCUCAACCAAGUCGCCACAUCGCGACCACUCGUACAAGGCGCCGCGCCGCCUGAUUAUCGCCGUUUAGGACUUUCUGCACUCGCUGUAGGUGGAACACUCUUUGGUACACAUUUCCUGUUGAAUCGAGAAACGCGUGAUGCGUUGCAUCCGUAUGAAGCUGGGUAUCUCAACGAAACAUUCACGUAUACCGGUGCUGGGUUAGCGCUCACGGCUGUCUUGGCAAAAGGACUGCAUAAUGCUGGCUGGUCAGCGCGUAUGAUGGCCAUGAAUCCCUGGAUGGUCAUGGGUGUGGGUCUCGUUGGUAGUAUUGGGAGUAUGAUGGGUGUGAUGAAUACAGACCCCGAACACAGUAAAGUCCUCAAACACGCAUGUUGGGUCACUUUCCAAGGUAUGCAAGCAGCAACACUCGCGCCUUUGUUCUUCAUGAAUCCUGCAAUCUUGGCGCGCGCAGGAUUAUACACAGUGGGUAUCGUCGGCAGCCUUAGCUAUAUCGGCGCUACUGCAAAAUCAGACCAAUACCUGUACCUCGGUGGUCCACUCCUUGCCGGCGUCGUGGUUGUUGCCCUUGCUGGACUCGCGCCAAUGGUCUUACCUGCUCGUCUGACUGCUCGUGCACUCGCACCACUCGAAGCAGUCAGCUUGUAUGGUGGCUUGGCAGUCUUCUCUGGUUUCGUGCUAUAUGAUACGCAAAAGAUCCUUGCCCGUGCACGAAUGGCACAGGCUGGUAGGAUGAAGCGUGAUACAUGCAGGGAGAGUGUGUCGCUCGAAUUGGACUGCAUCAACAUCUUUGUUAGGUUGGUGAGUAUUCUUGGUGGACAAGGAAACAACAGGCGACACUAGGCGUUGGCUACUAUCUUCGGUAUUGGUUGGCAAACUGCUUGAUGGAAGAUGAUGCACUGUUUAUAGCGACCAGUUUACAAGCAUAUUCAUAGAACAAAGAUCUCUCCUUUCAUCGCCUUCUCUCUAGCAGAUCUGCGAUUCCUGAGACUUAGCCUUACCUAACCCGUCAUUGGGUCAUCAGGCACUGACAGACGGCGCCGUUUGAGGCGGAAGCUGUGGAAUGGCUCAAAUCACACGGCCACUCGUAAAAUCGGAAAUUUGUCACUCAUGAAAUCGGAGAUUUGUCAACUCAGGGGUAAUUCGCCAAUAGCUCAACUGCAAAUGCUUGCAUUUUUGCAACCUCGGAAAUUAGAAGCAGGUCUCCUACCGUAAACAACGGGUGGCCACGUUCGCUUAAAGGGCGACACUACGCAUCUUGUCC